Messenger RNA from Histoplasma mississippiense, 447 nucleotides. RefSeq lists its product with no specific name. The transcript is spliced from 3 exons. The record is from RefSeq and is a predicted model, not a curated record. NCBI's taxonomy places the organism in Eukaryota, Fungi, Ascomycota, Eurotiomycetes, Onygenales, Ajellomycetaceae. The coding region runs from base 1 to 447 and encodes 148 amino acids.
AUGGGUAGCGAUGAUAUACAGCAUGUAUGUAUACUGUACGUCCACUUCUGGCCCGACAUAUGGCCAUUCAUGAUAGAGAUAAACAAAGCACACAAGUGCUACGGCAGGGCGAUUGCUCGCAAGGAGCAGCAGCAGGACGAUUGCUCACAGAGAGCAGAGGCAGGGCGGAGGCAGGGCGGAGGCAGGGUGAUUGCUCGCAGGGAGCAGCAGCAGGGCGAUUGCUCACAGGGAGCAGCGGCAGGGGAGCAGCGGCAGAGCGAUUGCUCACAGAGAGCAGAGGCAGGGCGGAGGCAGGGCGGAGGCAGGGCGAUUGCUCGCAGGGAGCAGCAGCAGGGCGAUUGCUCGCAGAGCGCAAAGAUCAAAGCCUGGAGGCCAAUGAAUGCUGAGUUCACUGAAAAUCAGACACUCAUAACAACCACUCUGCUCUUGGCCAUCAUCACUAGAUGA